UUCAGUUUUGGACAUUUGACCUUGAGCUCUUACAAGUUUCAGCUCUACCCCUGCAAACUGAAUUUUAUCAAUCAAACCCAGAUUUUGGUUAUUUUUACCACUAGAUCAUCAUGGAGCAAGUGAAGAAUAGCCUAAUAGGCUUGUUUGCAGGAAUAAAUGGCGGAUUUGCUUCUGUAUAUGUUGGACAACCAUUAGAUACCAUCAAAGUCAAGAUGCAAACGUUUCCGGAAGUUUACCAGUCAACAUGGCAAUGUCUCCGGGUAACAGUUGUAAAGGAUGGGAUUGUACGUGGACUCUAUGCCGGAACUGCUCCGUCACUUGCUGCAAAUGUUGCUGAAAAUGCCGUGUUAUUCUGCGCUCUUCCACCUUCUGAACAUUUGAUAGCCAGUCUCUGUGGAGUAGACAGGAAAAAUCUUUCAGUACUACAGCAUGCUCUUGCUGGGAGUAUGGCAGCGUUUUGGUCGAGUUUGGCUCUUUGCCCAACUGAACUAGUCAAGUGCAAAGUUCAGUCAAUGAGAGAAAUGAUUGAAUUAGGACAUAUAAAGGUCGAUGGCAAACAUAUAGGCCCUUGGGCAGUGACAAAGUCAAUAUACAAGGAAAAAGGUUUUAAAGGAUUUACUUGUGGUUUGAGUGCUACAUUUGCCAGAGAAAUGCCUGGUUAUUUCUUCUUUUUUGGUGGGUAUGAGGCAUGCAGGACACUGAUGACUCCCGCUAAUGGACGCAAAGAAGACUUGAGUUCCAUCAAAACUGUUAUCGCUGGUGGAACAGGUGGGGUUUCACUGUGGUUGUCUAUAUUCCCAUUCGAUGUUGUCAAAUCUCGCAUGCAAAUUGGACAUCAUACUGUCGCGUCAUCCUCAACAGCGCAUGAAAACGGAGUCAGUAAGCAAAGAAGCAUGUUUUCUGUCCUGUUAGACAUCAAGAGAAAUGAAGGAAUUCGUGCACUUUAUCGCGGUCUUGGUCCAACAAUAGUGAGAACAUUCCCAGCGACAGGCGCUUUGUUUCUAGCUGUAGAAUGGACUCGUAAAGGUGGCCAUUGGUUACUAGGUUGAGAGAUUAAAUAAUAUAAAUAACCACAACAUCUGUCUUUCAACUACUAUUAUAUAUAUAUAUAUAUAUAUAUUGUUUAUUUUCUUCGUCACUUUUUGAUAAUUUUAUAUCUGCAAGCUCUAUUGUUUACCCAGUCGACUUUUCAACCCUUAUGCAAAUUAAUCCAUCACAGAUAAUUCUAUUUUCUAUGUCUACAUGAUAUACAACUUAUUAAGCAAAUUUUUAAUACUUUUUGUUCUUUUCUUACAUGGUAAAUUAAAUCUCGUCAGUGGUUGUUUUUUGUACAAAUCAUGCAUGUAUUAUGACGUAUGUUAUGAUUUUUACGAUAAAACUGUGUUUUGCGACUGUGCGUUUUAAACUAACAUCUAUUAUCUCAGAUAUCGCAAUUAUUAAUUAGUUAGUUAUCUUUUUGAAACUACUUAAACUGGUAUGAAUUUACACAUUCAAGUUCAUUAACCAUCCCACUUAUCAUGUGAGACUCCGCAAUACUGCUGGGCUAAUGCUGA
Schistosoma turkestanicum is the source of this 1553-nucleotide messenger RNA. The record is from the annotation of a GenBank genome assembly. Lineage: Eukaryota; Metazoa; Platyhelminthes; Trematoda; Strigeidida; Schistosomatidae.